AUGCCCACCCAAUCAACCUCUACUGCGCCCCCGAAAAAGUCCAGAAAACGAUCCUCCUUCUCUGAACAUACAGCUGCAGAAAAUACACAAGAUCUGAAUAAAGUGAGAGCCUAUGCAGCGUGUAGAAACUGUCGUACAAAAAAGAUCAGAUGUUUACCUGGACCAUCAAUUUCGUCUGGAGAUAACAUUAAUGGACAGGUACCAGGGACGUGUCAACAGUGUAUACAAGCUGGACUAGAAUGUUCCUACCCACCCACAAGAGAUAGAGCAGCAUACAGUCGACAGUACGUGCAGAAUCUAGAAACGAGAGUACAAGCUCUUGAAGCCAUGCAAGCCAGAGUCAUCCCUUUAUUGGAAGCUUUCGAAAACACACAAUCUCUUGCUCUCCCUCUACCUCAAUCAAUUCAUAGAAAGAAUGAAAUUUCGCAUUCAACCGUCCCUGCUCAAGGGGCUUUGGUAGGAGAUGUUCCUGUAAAUGUGUUAGAGUCGGAAGGAGACGGUGAAGGUGAAAGUCAAGAAGAUGAUGCGAUGCAGGGAUCGGACGUAGAAGAUGGAGGGCAGAUGACUCAGGAUGAAAGAGGUAACUAUCGAUAUAUAGGAAUGUCUAACACCUUAUCAUUACUCGACUCCUUUUCUCACCGAGAUCGCGAAAGAGAUAAAGAUAAAGAUAAAGAUGCGGAAAACUUGAUCCAAGGUGGACCGAUGUCAAGAUCAAAUUCAUUCGCUCUCAGAUCCAACACUCAACUAUCCGAUUCGAAUUCUCGUCAGUCCCCUGCAAUAUCUGAUCAUACCACCCGAGGACCGAAUCCCUACUUCAGUCAUGUAGCUGGAUCAGGCGUCGUGAAAGCAUUACCACCCGUACAUGAAGUGCAAUACCCUUCACCGGAAGAAGCUGUCAAAUUCAUAGAUGCCUUCUUCGAAGAGGUUCAUCCUUCUUUACCUGUUGUCAUAGAACAUGAAUUUAGGAAGGAGUUUAAGGAUAUAAUGGAUGCCAGGGCAAGAGGUGCAUUACCUACACAAGGUCCAUUCCUUGCUGUCGUCUUUGCAAUGUUCGCUCUUGGAGAAAGAGUCCUGGUCACUUCGAAAGCUUGGCAGAGGGAACGAAAGAGAAUACAAGAUGAUAUUGAAGGUGACGAGGACACAGUCCUCCCGGGAGAAGCUGAAGCAGGUGUGAUAUGGUUCGAAAGAGCUCAAAUCCUUCAUUACACCUCCCUAAAGGAUAUCAACAUCAAUCAAGUCCAAUGCCUUACACUUAUGGCAGCUUUCCAAGCGAGUGUGAACGCUAUGCCUAUGUCCUGGCUUCUUGCCGGACAAGCAUUACGAGUAGCCCAAGAUUUAGGUCUUCAUCGAUCGACUUCCAGAUUACCUAUCCCUUUCGCCGAGAAGCAACUUCGAUCGAGAUGCUGGUGGGCAAUAUACGGGUUAGAGCGAAUGAUGUCAAUUUCGCUGGGACGACCACUAGGAGUAGAUGAUCUGGAUAUAGAUGUAGCCUAUCCGGCAGAGAUCGAUGACGAAGGUUUGGAAAGGAUGGCCCAAGACGGUACGCCAACCAGUCUCGUUAGCGGUACUGAAGAGCCCUUGGGAUCUACAAUGUCAGGAUUUAUCGCAUUGACCAAGUUAUGCAAGAUUGCCGGCAAAGUCGCUCAUUUGCUGUACAGACCCGCAAAUGAAAAAUCCGUUUCGGACCCUUCAUGGGCGGCAUCGCAGCAGACUGCUAUCAAUAAGGUGGACAAGCUGCUAAGGGAAUGGCUAGAUCACGAUGUGCCGUCAAAAUACAAGGAUCCCUCUGAUAACCGAGCGGUAUCCUUAGUUUCAGCCAUAUUAUCCAAUUCGUACUUCGCUGUCCUCAUCACACUUCAUCGGAAUUUCCUUCCUUCUAAUCCCGAUUACCCACGACCCAAACCACCUCCUUCAUCACAGUCACUCGCCAGAUGUGUCGAAGCCGCUCGAUCAGUCAUUCACAUCGCCUCUCAAUCACGUACUUUGGUACCUCCGUCCCAUCAUCUAGCGGUAUAUUGUCAAUAUCUAUGGUCAUCUGCUAUUAUCCUGCUGUUAUGCGAAGUGCAAGCCAAAGACCAGCUGGUCAUUGAAACGGUAGGAUCCCAUGUAGAAAGCUGCAGAAGAACCCUGCAGUCCCUUGAACCCGUUUGGCCGGGAUCAAGAAAACUCAAAGAACUAUUGAAUGACGUAGCUAGUCGCGCGAAAGAAGUCGCACAAGUAUCGAAAGUGAAUAACCCAAGAAGUAAGAAACGAAAAGCUAUCUCAUUAGACAACAUCAUCAAUACGACCAACAAUGUUGGUCAACCUCAAGUUGCUGGUCAGAUGCGUCCACCACCUUCACGAACUCAAUCUUCUUCUGCAUCGCCACAUAGACCUAGUAUACCUUCAGCAAACUACGGCGAUAACCAGACUAUCCCAGGUGCAUAUCAAAGCUCAUCCCCAUCUGCUCACGUUGUACAACCUGGAUCUAACCCGGACAAGCGUCAAAGGUCAUACCAAACUUCCGAUACUAGAACUCUUAUCUUACCUGAACCAUCUCAAGCUCCACAAGCAAACCUGCCUCAAACCCAGACUCAUAUGCCACAACAAGCAACAUACUUCAAUAGCGGCCAUCAUAAUCCUUCGAACUUACCACCACCUUACCCUUCCAGUACACCUACACCUACUUCGGCUCAUAUCUUGCCAGAUCAAAUGGAUGUAGGAGUAUACGAUUCCUUCGAUUUGGGUGGAGUAAGCUUCAACCCCUCAGAAUUGUUACAGGGUUUUAGCGAUUCAGCUUCAGCUUCAAAUUUCUGGAACCAAAUGACCUUCAUAGAAAACAGCAACAACAAUAACCAUAAUAAUACGACUUAUGGACAUGGACAACAACAAGUUUUCUCGGGUCAAAAUACCCCAAAUUCCAAUAGUGGAGCGAAUACUUCUGGACCUUCACCUGGAAUCAUACCUCAAGCGCAAUCGCAAAACAAUAAUGGUUCAGUAGGAUAUAAUACUAUCCCAGGUCAAGGACAGGUAGAUCCAUUCGCGGAAUUCUGGGCUCAAGUAGCUGGGAAUUCAUUCGAUUGGCAAGCUGAUCCGAGCGUUCCAUUCAACAUUUGA
Messenger RNA from Kwoniella botswanensis, 3096 nucleotides. RefSeq lists its product as uncharacterized. The record is from RefSeq and is a predicted model, not a curated record. Gene Ontology annotation, molecular function: DNA binding; zinc ion binding; DNA-binding transcription factor activity, RNA polymerase II-specific. NCBI's taxonomy places the organism in Eukaryota, Fungi, Basidiomycota, Tremellomycetes, Tremellales, Cryptococcaceae. Bases 1 to 3096 code for a protein of 1031 amino acids. Gene Ontology annotation, biological process: DNA-templated transcription; regulation of DNA-templated transcription. The transcript has 4 exons.